AAUUUUUUCUUUCAGUUUUUUCUCUUUUUGUGAUUUUUUUUUCCUUCUGAAUUCCUUAAGUUUUGUCAUCUUUGAUGUCCUUUCUGAUUCUUUGAAUUUAGUUGUUCUUGAACGUGAAAUUAAAAGGAGAGAAUCACUGCUGACCCAACUCGAUCCAUUAUCUUCAACACCUUUCUUAUUCGUUCUAUCUAUGGCAAGCUCAUUGAGAUUGUAUUUGACUUGCAUACGAAACACUCUAGAGGCUGCCAUGUGUUUGCAGAAUUUCCCUUGUCAAGAAGUUGAAAGACAUAACAAACCCGAAGUUGAAAUGAAGACAAGCCUGGAGCUUCUGCUCAAUCCUGUUGUGAUUUGUCGAAAUGAGGCUGAAAAAUGUUUGAUUGAAACAUCUAUUAAUUCACUUCGCAUAAGCCUCAAGGUAAAGCAGGCAGAUGAGCUUGAAAACAUCCUAACCAAAAAAUUCCUUAGAUUUUUGUCAAUGAGAGCAGAAGCUUUUCAAGUAUUACGAAGAAAACCUGUACAGGGUUAUGAUAUUAGUUUUCUUAUCACUAAUUACCACUGUGAAGAGAUGCAGAAGCAUAAGCUUAUUGACUUCAUUGUGCAAUUCAUGGAAGAUAUUGACAAAGAGAUAAGUGAACUAAAACUGUCAAUGAACACAAGGGGGAGGUUAGUGGCAACUGAAUUUUUGAAGCAAUUCAUCUGAGGACUGAAGUAGUUCCAUUUGUUUGUGUAUUUUGAUGAAACAAUGACACUAUUAUUCAUAUGUUUUCUUUUUUCUAUAUCAUAUAUGUUUUUGUUGUAGUUUGAUUUUUGUGGAAAGGGCCCUUAUUGAGGGUCAUUUUGGGAAA
Molecule: messenger RNA, 845 nt
Organism: Lactuca sativa (garden lettuce)
Lineage: Eukaryota; Viridiplantae; Streptophyta; Magnoliopsida; Asterales; Asteraceae
Gene: ARPC4
Product: binding protein
Biological process (GO): actin filament polymerization; Arp2/3 complex-mediated actin nucleation
Cellular component (GO): actin cytoskeleton; Arp2/3 protein complex
Molecular function (GO): actin filament binding
Source: RefSeq, a predicted model, not a curated record